GUUUUUAAGAAAAUAGUUCAAAGUAGAUUCGGUUGGAUGGUCCAAUGAUUAGUUGUUUUCAUUUGAUUUUAAAAGUAAAAGGGUAAACUUUCGGUGAUUUUCAAACAUGUCGGCGAAGUAUUUUCAAUAUUUUUGGGAGAUUUCUGGUGAAUUUUUCCAAAGCUGCUGGAAUGUGGUUUACGACGCGUUUGAUACUAAUGAAUUUGCUUUGAUUGUAUGGGGUUCGUUCCUAGUCACUUUUUUCGUUUACUGGAUUGCUGGAUUGUGCUAUACACUGAUGGAUUAUACUGGAAAACCGGCUUUUGCGAUGAAAUAUAAGAUUCAAGACAAUGCGUCCUAUCCUGUGCCAUUCCAAAAAUUAUGGAAAGUUAUUAAACAAGUACUCAUUAAUCAAUUUUGGGUCGGCAUUCCUUUCUAUGUCUUUGGGUAUCACAUGAUGGUUUGGAGGGGCUACGAUUCAGGAAAGACUAUUCCAACGUUUCGAAGAAUCGUUUUGGAAAUAGCAUUCUGUGUUAUUAUGGAAGAAAUUGGAUUCUAUUAUUUUCAUAGACUUCUUCACCUCCCACGCAUCUACAAGCACAUUCAUAAGAUCCACCAUGAAUGGACGUCUCCUAUCGCCAUCACUGCCAUCUACUGUCAUCCUGUGGAGCACCUUCUGUCCAAUCUGACGCCGGCACUCCUCGGACCCCUCCUGCUCGGAAGUCACAUGUUCACGAGUUGGAUCUGGUUUUCCCUCGCGCUGCUAUCCACUCUGGUUUCACACUGCGGCUUCCACUUCCCCUUUUUUCCCUCGCCCGAAGCUCAUGAUUUCCAUCAUCUAAAGUUCAAUGAAAAUUUUGGUGUUUUAGGAAUCCUAGACCAACUACAUGGCACAAAUAAAGUCUUCCGCAACAGCAAAGUGUAUCAGCGUCAUUUUAUGUCUCUUAGCCUAGUGCCUCUAAAAAAAUUGUAUCCAGAUAGCUGAGGUGCGAAA
Argiope bruennichi is the source of this 973-nucleotide messenger RNA. Its product is annotated as fatty acid hydroxylase domain-containing protein 2-like. Gene Ontology annotation, molecular function: iron ion binding; C-4 methylsterol oxidase activity. The transcript has 6 exons. Gene Ontology annotation, biological process: sterol biosynthetic process. Lineage: Eukaryota; Metazoa; Arthropoda; Arachnida; Araneae; Araneidae. The record is from RefSeq and is a predicted model, not a curated record. Bases 107 to 964 code for a protein of 285 amino acids.